GCUGUUGAGGAUUUGCAACGGUGGUCCAUCGAACGGCUGGUUGCAAAACAUUAUCGGUAUUCUUUCGCGCAUAGACUUGUGAGAGCGUUUACGAGGUCCCCGUCCGCAAUCAUUUGGUGUCGUGCUUGCUUGGGUGCAUAGUAAUGGAUCUCUCGUACUUGGAGGCAAGUGUUGUCCUUAGCGCAAGUGGAACCGACACAUGUUUCGCGGCCUAAACUCGCUACAACGAUACAUUCCGACUUGUUUACCGACAUGGACACAGGAGUACUUGGACAUCGUCGAGGAUUUGUCGUUUGAGGCUGGACGUGGGUUGAGCAAGUUGAAGGAGGUUGAUCGACCAUGUACAGAUCAAAGAAAAACUCUCACAAGCGAGAUGACGGAUCUCCUAACAAACCUGCCUACACUACCCCAUCAAGAACUUGUUUCCAAAAUGCGGUAUCUGACCACCCUCAUGAGCGAACUACGUUCGCUAGUUGAGGAGCGUGUAUUGUGUGCCAUCGAGGUUGGGGACGAGGUUGAAGAACGGGUGAGGAGGUUAGAGGGUGUUUGUGAGGAGAUGGGUGUUGAGCCGGUUUUGGAUAAUAACAAGACCUACAAGUGUCCGUACGGUACGCCCACUCAGAGGCAGUUUACACCGUCUGCCAUACAUCGUGUACCAAAGCGAGAUGGUCAACUCAAGCGAUUGUUUGGUCCACCACGAUCUCAUCCCGAUGAGGAAGUGUCAUUAGGGCAGCCGCCGUGUCAGCGGAUACCACCCAAAUUCGUACCACACGACACUGUCCUGGAGGAGAAAAAGGAGGCUGCACGCGCUGCUGAACGGUGUGAACAGGAAGGGAAGGUCCCGACACGACCUAGGCGAACUGGAUCUGGAACUGCCGUAUCUGGGGAGGGUGAAGUGCGGGUUACAGCGAGUCCCGUCAAGGUAAAAGAAAAGGAUCGAGACAAGAAGAGGGUGAACGGCGGUGAGGCGCCCAUGGGAAAGCGGGUCAAAAUAAAGAGAUCCAAGCCGAGCGUAUACUGCUUUUGUAAAGAAGAUAUCGGACCUGAGGCUCCCAUGAUUGAAUGCUCUACAGGAUCGGCAUGUCCAGCGGGUCACUGGUUCCAUUUUAUAUGUGUGGACGUUACCAAGGCCCCUCGAGGGAAAUGGUGGUGUCCUGGAUGUCGGGAUCGGUGACGCUUGGCUUUGAUGGGAAAUUUGAUUGCGAUGGGGCCAUUUUUAUUUCACACCUUUUCGCAGACAAUGCAAAAUUAAUCUAAGCAUUCAAAGCAAUUUACAGAAAGGUGUUACGGCUUGUAAACGAAGGGAUUGGUUACGUUUUUUACUCUUUAAUGCAUCUACCAAUCUCCAUCCAGUAAUCUUCCA
Molecule: messenger RNA, 1363 nt
Organism: Spizellomyces punctatus DAOM BR117
Lineage: Eukaryota; Fungi; Chytridiomycota; Chytridiomycetes; Spizellomycetales; Spizellomycetaceae
Exons: 8
Coding region: 200-1174 (324 amino acids)
Source: RefSeq, a predicted model, not a curated record